Mercenaria mercenaria is the source of this 4573-nucleotide messenger RNA. RefSeq names its product interferon-induced very large GTPase 1-like. Gene Ontology annotation, molecular function: GTPase activity; GTP binding. The transcript is spliced from 5 exons. Bases 2287 to 4053 code for a protein of 588 amino acids. NCBI's taxonomy places the organism in Eukaryota, Metazoa, Mollusca, Bivalvia, Venerida, Veneridae. The record is from RefSeq and is a predicted model, not a curated record.
AUCGAAAGAGCGUAAUGGUUUCAAUUCAACACUUUUCGUGUAUUUUACUACACCAAAUAAUUUUAUACAUUUUACUUUCUAGUUUGGUGACAUUAAAUUACAGAAUAUUUUUAUUGUAUUUCAGGAAAGAUGGUAGUUGAUUUAGACACGUACAGGGGAAGAAUCGGGACUUUUCGUCAUUCCCAAGGACUUACCGUCGUUACAGUUGUGUGUGUAGUAAAUUUCAGCAGAGGAUUGAAAGCAAUAGGAGCCGUUGUCUUUAUUGGAGUUUUUCUUCUCAUUGCUGGGAUCGAACCAAAUCCGGGUCCAACUAUCUUGGAUUUAUGUACGUGUUCUUCUCUAAGAACAAAAAUAAAAGUGACUGGGUUGCCAGAAAACGUAGAUGAAGAAGAUCUGCAGAAUUUCUUUGAAAACAAACGAAGGCAGGGUGGCGGAUGUGUCAAAGACGUUCAAAUAUUUGAUGACCAAAGAAAUGCAAUUAUUGAAUUUGAAGAGAUUGGAGAAAACAAACGUCUGAUGAGAACAGUGUUACAUGUAUCGUCAUGGAAAAUGACAUCGCCUUCGUAACAUUCAAAAAUGAGCUGAUAACAAAACCAAUUGUGUGCAUGGAUCGACAUACACUUGAUAAUUAUCAACAACCGAUUGUAGUAAAAUUCCACGAUCCGGAACUAUGCAGAAUACAUACAGAUGCAAUUAGUGCAACAGGCUCAUCGGAUGUUAGUUUUGAAAACACAGUCCUACAAAACCAGGGUUUGGGAUUCGACACUCACUCAGAGAAAGAGUUUUACUUUAAGAAACUUCUGGAAAGGAUAGGCCUUUCAUCAAGGAUCGAUAGGAAAAUUACCAAGACUGAAGUAUUUACUAUUGGCGUAUGUUCAUCUGAUAAAACUAAGGUAAAUGUCACAGAUUAUCCAUGGAUUUUACUUCAGAACAUCUGCACGGGACAUUGCAAUGCAAGGGACAUGGAUUUUGCCCUAUCAACAACAUAUCAUUGUCGACAGUUAUCAGAUACGCUGUCUUUUUUACAGAAUUUGGACAUUGAUUUAGAUAAACAAAUUAGCCCACUUGAUUUAUUUCUAGCAGUUUAUCAUUGUUGCGAUCAGAUGUUAAAGCAGUUAAUAUUCAAAAACCUUUAUCUUUGUAAAUUAGCAGUUCCUUUCCUUACCGAUCAGUUCUGUACAUCUAAUUCUACUCCACUUUUGUCUAUUUGGCCUCUUCGCACAUUGACACUAGAAAGUAAUAUAACCCGAGAUGAAGUUGAUUUAGGUAGCUCCGAGUUCAAUUUUUUAGACCUACCGUCAACAAUUGUUACCUUUGCCCGAUUCGGCAGACCUUCGUUUUCAAAGUCAAAAUUAUUGAACCGCUUAUUACACGACGAAACUAAUAUUACAUUUUUUAACUUUGAGUGUCCAUUUGGGACAGCAAAAAGAACAAUAAGCGACGGAUAUGUCGAAAUGUUUUGGUUACCAACAACAAAUAACGAUCGGGACAUGUUUAGCUUUCCGCUGACAUUUUUAAAUGUGCGUGGAGAUCUGCGUUUACCUUUCUGCAAAAACGUAUCGCCAUUUCUUUCCAACGUUACAGACAUUUUAUCUGUUAUUAUUGAUAUUAGGUAUCUCUUAAAAAACUGUGAUGAAGUUAAGAAUGUUAUAACGAAUUUUUGCAGUGUAAUACUUAUAAUAAGUGGUUCUUGGGAUCCAAAAGAUGACUAUACAGCAAACGGUAUAAAACAUUUUAACGCCAUUGUUAGGGAAGAGAAACCAACAUCAGAAGUACAUGUAUUGCUGACACAUAAAGGUCGCAGGGAGUUCAAUAUGUUAGAAAUGGUAGCUCACGUGUCAAAUUCAAUUGAAUCUUUCAAUAAAGCUACAGACAAAAGUACACUUGAAAUGCGUCUUUCUAGGUUACAAAAUGAUUAUGUUAUUUCUGAUGAAGAAGAAGAGCCGUGUAAAGAAGGAAAACGUUUUGCAACCGAGGUUAUUAGGGACAUUCUUAGGAUAAAUAAAUCGCCGCAAAAUUGGAAAAAAUUGAUCACGCCAGCACAGUAUUUCUAUGCACAACGUCUUGGAAACCUCAUCAAAAUGAUACACAGAGAACAAAACAUAAAGGAAAAUGAUAUAUUAAAGCAAGAAAUACAUGCAUUAAGAAAGCAACAAGUACAGAAUGUAACUUCAACUGUCAGACUUUUUGCAGGUCAUCUAUUUUCAUUAGCAAAAUCUCCUCCUUCUUUUCUCAGUUUUUUUCUUGCUUGGUUGAAAUUUUUAUAGAAAAAGAAAAUGUAAAAUAAUGCCAAAAUUGAUACAAGAGAAUAGGACUGCUUGGGAUAAGUUGGGCGACUUAAAAAGCAUGAAAAAUCCAAAUCCGGAGGAUAUAGAACGUCAAAAAGAAUGCAUUAAAAAGACAGAAAAGCAAAUACAAGAGGCUUCAUUUAAUACGGAUUUGUUUUUCCGAGAAAUAGGAUACCUUUAUGAAACUAUAAUUAUUUUAAAUAAAGAUAGUGGAACCUUAGGGCUACCCGCCGAAGAAGAUAUUAUACACGUUUGUGCAUCUCUUUUUAUUGAAGGGAAUAGUCUUGAAUUGAUUGACGGCGAAGGUUUUUAUAUGCCUGAACGAUGGAUAAGAAGAGUGUUUAAAAAAGUAUCAGAUAUAAUCGGAACGCAAAACGUUUUUACAUUGUCAGUUUUAGGCCUUCAGAGCUCUGGAAAAUCUACAUUAUUAAAUACGAUGUUUGGCUCCCAGUUUCCUACCAGUUCUGGUAUAUGCACAAAAGGUAUACAAAUGCAUUUGUUACCUUUACAAAGAAAUCACAGAUUCCAGUUUAUAUUAAUCUUGGACACCGAGGGCUUACGGUCCCCUGAACUCAGUGACGGAAAAUAUGAUAUUGACAAUCAGUUGGCCACUGUUAUUACCGGGAUAGGCGAUACAACUGUUUUGAAUAUAAUGAGGGAAAAUUCUAGCUUUGUAAGCGACAUACUACAGGUUGUAGUUCAUGCUUUUCUAUGUCUCAAAUUGGCUGAUUCGAAUAUUGAUAUAAGAAAAAGUUGUUCUUUUAUCCACCACAACGUUACAAGUGUAACGGCUCAGGAUAAAAUGAGGCCCGCUAUUUUUCACCUCAUGAGUACACUUGUUAGCGUCACGAAAGAAGCUGCUGAAAUGGAAGGUAUUUCAGAUAUUUCUGAGUUUAAUCAAAUAAUACAAAUUAAUAUGUCAUCGCAAGUUUGGUUCCUGCCUAAUCUCUGGCAGGGUUUUACACCUAUGUCAAGAAUUAAUUCUGAAUAUAGUGGGCAAGUUGCAGAUAUCAAAUGUAAACUGAUCGAACAGGCAACUUAUGAUACGAGAAAAGCUUAUGGGUCGCUUAAUGGUGUAAUAUCUCAAACAAGAGACUUGUGGAAAGGGAUUUUAUCAGAAGACUUUGUUUUUUGCUUCAGAAACAGUCUUGAAAUUCGAGCAUAUAAUUUGCUUGAGAACAAAGUUUUGCACUGGUCUUCAGAAAUGCAAUGUUUUCUCCAGGAAAAGUGUGUCGAAACAUCACAGAAAGAGUUCGCAAAAUGCGGGAACCAGAAAAAAUUGAAUGAUGCAGCAAUCAAAGUAAACACAAUAUUACUCGAUCUACUUCUAAGUAAAAAAAUUGACAUUGCGCAACAAAUGGAGGCAUUUUUCAAUAAAAAUGAUUUUGGAGAGACAGUAAGGCAAUGGAAAAACAUAACCAAACACGAAUUUGAUAAGACAUGUAAUGAAAUACUUUCAAGCUGCGAGAAGGAAACAGAAAGAUUUCGGGCAAAGAAAAGUUUUGAAAUUUUUCAAACAACCAAUAGCUUUGAACACGAAGAUAAACUUCAUAAAAAAUCAAUGAAGCUUGCCAAAAGUUUGCAUGAUCCGUCUAUUCGCCCUGACGAAAUAGACAGACAAAUUGAAAUGAUAUGGCACGAGUUUAUAAAAGAAAUAAGAGGCAAGGAUCAGGUCCCAAUGGUUUAUUUCUUUAGACAACGACUGUAUGAACUUUUCAGGAAUGAACAGUCGUUACUUGAGUUGAUAAAACAGAAAAUUUUAUGAGUACGCUAAAACUAACUCUGACUUAAUCAGUGUACCUGGCAUCAACUUGGAUGACAUAUAUAAGUUGGUAAAUAUUUCCAAAGACGAUCCAUAUAUAAAUCAUGCGUUAGCCAAUAUAGAGUGUUCAAUACGUGCAUACUGCAGAGGCUCUGAUGGUUUUUACGAGAGGUACAGAAAGAACUUGAAUGCAUUGGUAAAAAUAGGAUUGUGCCUCGGGAGCAACCGUUAAUUAACGAAGUAUUAGUACAUGUUAGUUGUUAUGCAUCACGUCAGUUUGAUCAACAUAAUUUAGAUCCGAAGACAAAGCAUAGUGAGAAAAUAUCCCUGAAAGAUGUUGUCUGUAGUUACCUGAACCAGUUGUUCUCAAAUGAAAAACAGAUAUUAGGGCAAGAGAUGAAUAAAGAAUCUGUUGCAGUGAAAAACUUAAAGUUCAAUAGUAUAAAAAUAUCAUCAUCCGAUAUCAGCAUACCACAAUCCAUAGUAAAAACAACAAAAUUGAGUGACUCAGACAUACUGUGCC